AUGUCGUGGUUAAAACUGAGAAGUCCAAAUAUCCUUACUGGUGUUUGUCUGAAACCAUUAGGAUGUAUACGCAAUUACAGUCAAAAAAUUGAUAAAACACCUAAACUAUUAACACCAAUUGGUCUCUCAAAUUCUCCUCUGGACAGCUCAGACAAAAGUAAACAAUCCAAGUUGACAGCUAGUCAACGUCAAGACAAAAUUCUCAGAGAAAUGAGAGGAUCCAUAGUCCAGGAUAUUUCUGAAGUUCAAGAAAAAAACGGAAAGUUAUUCUAUGCUCCACCAAGGGUAUUCAAAAAGGAGGCCUCUCUCUGGAUGUACAAUUUUGAAGGAAAAUCUUUAUCUAGUGAAAAAGUGAAUCUUUACAAGAAAUGUCAGGGAAGACCCUCUGUACUUUUGCUCUUUGUAAAUAGUUAUGGCGAAAACCAAUGUAAACAGUGGAUACAGAAUCUCGAUAAAAUUACCGAAUUUCCAGUCUUCUUUUUUAAUGUCCAGUCCAAUAUAAUGAAGUACUUUUUAACUCGAUUGUUUUCCGGAAGUAUCAAGAGUUCUCUUCCUUCAAAGGAAAGUUGGAACAACUAUGUUAUUUCGUUGAAUAAAAGGUUACGUUAUCCUGAAAUCCAAUGGAACAAUCGAUUAGUUGGAAAUGUGUUUUUACUUGAUGAAUCUUGCAAGAUAAGAUGGGCAGGGACGGGCUUUCCGACAAACGAGGAGUUGAAAGAAUUUCAUGCUGCUUGCAAAUAUUUGCAAAGCCAGUCAUCAAAAGUAUAA
This is a messenger RNA of Schizosaccharomyces osmophilus, 768 nucleotides long. RefSeq names its product mitochondrial F1-FO ATP synthase chaperone Atp10 (gene atp10). Gene Ontology annotation, biological process: mitochondrial proton-transporting ATP synthase complex assembly. The coding region runs from base 1 to 768 and encodes 255 amino acids. The transcript is spliced from 3 exons. The record is from RefSeq and is a predicted model, not a curated record. Gene Ontology annotation, cellular component: mitochondrial inner membrane. Lineage: Eukaryota; Fungi; Ascomycota; Schizosaccharomycetes; Schizosaccharomycetales; Schizosaccharomycetaceae.